AUGGUGCUGCUGCCUAAAUUCUCUCUUCUCUUGUGGAUUCUCCUUUCUUCAUAUGUCAUUCUCUUGAUAAAUCAUCCGGUUAAAUGUGGUGACGAUGAGAAAGAUAAUCUUUAUCAGGGUAUCAACAAGUAUCGAGCAUCGUUAAACUUGAAAUCUCUUACGAAAAACAAAAACGCAGAUUGCCUUGCUGAUAGAAUAGCAGAUCAAUUCAAGAACCAACCAUGUACAAAUACCACAGGUGCUAAUACAGUACCAGGCACAGAACCUCAAUUCUCAAACUAUCCAAACCUUUUAGCUAAGUGUCACUUGGCUAUUACUGAUACAAAGGAUGGAACUGUAAUGCCUGCUUGUGUUCCUGGCCUGGCUUCAACCCUUGUCCUCGCGAAUUUCACGAAAUCUCUCUACUCGGAGAAUCUCAACGACACACAGUUUACAGGAAUCGGUAUUGGCUCGGAAGAUAACUGGAUCGUUGUUGUCUUGACCACUGACACUCCUACAGGAAACUUUGCUCCCUAUAGUUCUAAUGCUGGAAACCUGAUUUCCAAAGUUGGAAUGAUUUAUUGCUCAAUGCUCUUGUUAGCUGCCAACAUUUUCAUGUUAUGA
Molecule: messenger RNA, 603 nt
Organism: Vicia faba (fava bean)
Lineage: Eukaryota; Viridiplantae; Streptophyta; Magnoliopsida; Fabales; Fabaceae
Source: the annotation of a GenBank genome assembly